AUGUCUUUGCACAUCAGUCGUCGAAGAAAAACAGAAAAAUUUUUAUGUUCCUUACCAGGAUUGAACCUGGGACCUUCUGGAAUGUCAUAUUUACAUGCGACUGACGUUAAAUUCCACGGAAGAUUAAGAUCUUCAAAAAUUUUCUUAGAUUCGAGGUUCACCGUAAAAAUCAGUGAUUUUGGGUUUUAUCCUACUUAUCAAUGUUGCGAAUACUUUGAUCCGAAUGAUAAAGAAAUCGAAAAUAAGAACAAUUUUUGUCAUAUAUCUCGUGAUUAUGAUAAUUCUAAUCAGAAGAAGGAAUUUAACCUUUCUCUCAAAAAUUCAUCGAUGAGAAAUGAAAAGGAUACAGCUAUCGUGCCCCCAUUUAUCUCGGAUAGGAAGACCGACUUGUUAAACCUAUUGGCGAGGCAUCUUGUUCACGGUUUAUGGAAAGCUCCAGAAAUCUUAAAGGAGGAGGAAAUUGGAAUAGUGGCAAAAACUGAACAGUUCGAGGUUCUCCAAAGAUGCGAUGUUUAUAGUUUCGGGAUCAUAUUAUACCAAAUAUUAGCGAAAUGUCGAUGGCCCUACAACAUAGAGUCACCGACAAUUGUCACCGCCAUAAAUGAUAAACAACUUAAGGGCCCUGCUAACCACAGGUUGGAAUCUGGCGGUGCUGAAAAUUUUUUGGCCACUUUCAAAAGGAAAAAGUCCUUUAAAACUCCCCAGAGUUAUGAUGUUAAUAAGCUGAUGUCUUGCGCUGAUCGGAUCUUCCAUUUAUUAAAAAAAAUUAAACAAAGCGCAGGGCCCAUCCUAAGACCCGAUGUGACUAUGGUAGAUGCCGAGAUCAAAAAUAGCGAUCUCCCUAAUGCCGUAAUUUUAAGGCAACUUAAGGAACUUAUGAUUGCCUGUUGGGCCCAAAAUUCCAAAUCUAGGCCUACUUUCCCUUGUAUAAAGUCACUUUUCAAGUCCAUAAUGAGAAACGACGCUAAACAAAAUAACAAUGUUAGUAGCAAUAACUCUAAAUUAUCAAGUUUCGACAAUGUCAUGGAGGUCCUGCUAAGCAGGAUGGAAAAAUACGCCAACAGUUUGGAGGUCAUGGUUGAAGAGAGAACGGAGGAUUAUCUGGAAGAAAAAAAGCGAUCCGAAAAAAUACUCUACCAAGUUUUGCCUAAAUCAGUGGCAGAGAUUUUAAAAAAGGGUCAAACGUUUGUACCCGAACAAUAUAAACAGGUGACCAUAUAUUUUAGUGACGUGGUUGGAUUCACCAGUUUAUCUUCCGUUAGCACACCGAUAGAAAUAGUAGAUUUUUUGAACGAUUUGUACACCUGUUUCGACGAGAUUAUAGAAGAAUACGAUGUGUAUAAAGUUGAAACUAUAGGAGAUUCUUACAUGGUUGCUGGCGGCUUGACAAAGAAGAAUACCGAGAAUAAGCAUGCAUAUGAGAUCGCCAAAUUAUCUUUGAAAAUCAUGCGGGCCAUGUCAACAUUCAAGAUAAAGCAUAAACCCCAAGAAAAUCUAAAAAUAAGGAUUGGGAUACACACAGGUCCCUGCGCGGCGGGAGUAGUAGGCGUCAAAAUGCCCCGUUAUUGUUUAUUCGGAGACACCGUAAACACUGCAUCUAGAAUGGAGUCUAACGGAGAACCUCAAAGGAUUCAUAUCAGUGAGCAGACUAAGAUGGCUCUCGACAAAUUCCAGGACACCUUUGUUACAGAACUCAGAGGGGAAAUCAAUAUUAAAGGUAAAGGUGUGAUGAAGACUUAUUGGUUAUCGAAGUAAAAUAAAAGGAACUCGUGGCAAAGGCGAAAAUAUUAUCUGAAUUUUUUUUUGUAAAUAUACAAAUUAGAAAUCUGUCCUCAAAAUGUAACUUGAUUCACUA
This is a messenger RNA of Gordionus sp. m RMFG-2023, 1855 nucleotides long. RefSeq names its product guanylate cyclase 32E-like. Gene Ontology annotation, biological process: intracellular signal transduction; protein phosphorylation; receptor guanylyl cyclase signaling pathway. The transcript is spliced from 8 exons. Lineage: Eukaryota; Metazoa; Nematomorpha; Gordioida; Chordodea; Parachordodidae. The record is from RefSeq and is a predicted model, not a curated record. Gene Ontology annotation, cellular component: plasma membrane. Bases 1 to 1755 code for a protein of 584 amino acids. Gene Ontology annotation, molecular function: peptide hormone binding; protein kinase activity; natriuretic peptide receptor activity.